Danio rerio (zebrafish) is the source of this 857-nucleotide messenger RNA. The record is from RefSeq and is a predicted model, not a curated record. NCBI's taxonomy places the organism in Eukaryota, Metazoa, Chordata, Actinopteri, Cypriniformes, Danionidae.
CUCCAUGGAAACCGCAGAGGAAACGACAACAAACUCAAGUCAGCAGUCAACAUGAGUGUUCUUCGGAAGGAUAACAAUGAAGCGGUUGUUGGUGGGUCUCCGCCGGAGAGCGACAUGUUUCACGCGGCCGCGAGCGGAGCGCGUGACUGGUUGAGUUUGACACUGAAAAAAGCGCGAAAACCACUGAUUACCGACAAACACGGUCUCUCUGUGCUUCAUAUAGCUGCCCUUCAUGGUCAUCUGGACUGUAUGGAGCUGCUGCUGGCUGGAGGUUAUGCCGAUGUGAAUGUCAGUUGUCCUCAUGGACGCAGACCUUUACAUAUGAUGCUGACGGCUCAGAGUCAACCAAACACUCACGCCGGACUCAUUUACUUGCUGGAACACGGAGCCCACAUCAGUGUCUCCACAGAUGAAGGGCUGACCCCACUGCAUCAGGCCGCAGCUGAAGGUCUGACCGACUGCACUGAGACGCUGGUGAGACACGGAGCAAACACACACACUCCAGACACCAGUGGACACACACCUCUCGACCUUGCGCGCAUCUGGGGUCACAGAGACACUGCCAGGUUUCUGAAAGAUGCCAUGUGGAGGAAAGACAAAGAGCAGCAGAUGAAGAGAAGCAAACAUCAGCACAAUCUCAGACAGGAGCUGCUCAUGAUGACCAAGAGCAGAGGAAAGUGUGUCAGUGUGCUGGAUCUGCCUCGUCUGGGUCGGUCUGGAAAAGCCAUGAGCUCACCCUGGACUGAAGUGGUCCUGCAUCUGUCUGAAGAGCUCAAGCCGGGACACUAUUAGACAUCACACUAAACAGAGACCAACUUCAUGCUUUCAGUAAGGAAUAAAAUGAACUCUUGCUGCAU